UGUUCCUUUGGCGAGUUUGGCGGACGUAAUAUUCACUUGUUUAGAAGGAGUGAUGCCUUCGUAGACAUUGUCCUCAUACACGUGGUGUUGACUCAGCUCAGCGUGUUUACCAAUGAAUAUACAUUCUUCUUCUGAAGUUGGGUUAGCUCCUUCGAUCUCGAAAACAUUGCCAGCGUAGACCAGAUUCUCCUCCGUGAAAUCCUGGUGGGGUUCAAGGUAAUAUAUACCGCUUUUUCGGGCGCCGGGUUUGGUGCGUUCCACGAUGUGGUUGCCAUAGACCAGGACAUUCUUCAAAAACAACGGAAGCGGUCGGCCGACCUGCUUGUGGAUGUACAACAAAAUUCCCGUAUCGUCUACGUAAUUGCGCGCAAUAACGAGGCCUUCUCCGUUUCGUGCCUUUAUCCCGCCGGACGAGUCGGGAUCCCAACCCCGCACGUAAUUUUCCGUGAAAUUCAAAUUGUGAAAAGCCUUCAAGUAGACAGCGUGAUCUUUGUGUUCUAUGGACCCAUUACGAACAUAAUUUGGGCUGCCGUUGAAAAUGUUCUUCUCGAUCGCAGAGUCAUUGUUAAAGCCAUGGUAGAUUGAAGAUUUCCAGAAGCCCUGAUCCUCAUGAAGGUUCAACUCGCUCUUGAGGAACUGAAGCUUCAGUUUUAGUGUUGGCCAGUACGUAGGGCCUAGCUGGUUAUCCAUCCAGUCGAUUCUUCCCAGAUCUAAUCCAAAGAUAUUUUCUCUAUUUUGAUGGCUACCGAGCUCUGCACGUCAACCGCGACGCCAAAUCCGCGUUCAUCACGCAAAAAAACCGAAUGACUCAAAGCGGGGCGGUGUAUGCCAGUGUUAUCGAUAUCAACAAUGCGGAGCUGACCCUUGUCAAGCCUAGCGUGGGGGGAGGGGUGCUCGUUUGAAAAGAAUACACAAUGAGAAAUCGUGAUUCUGUCUUGCCCAAAUUCCAGGCGGACUCCAUCAAAGAACAAACGAUCAAUAUCAACGUAAUCAUGUGCUGCUAUUCCUUCAUAGUUUAUGGUGGUCAACAGGGCACUUGUACUUUCGGUGCAAAACAAACUGAUACCGUCAACAGAUCCCAUCAAGGUGACUCUACCUUUGAUGAUAAGGUUUGAAGUAAUUAGAUAUUUUCCGGCGGGGAAGUAAAUUACAGUCGUUCCGGAUUUUUGUGAAGCAUUAUCGAAGAUGGCUUGUAGGGCUGCGGUGCUGUUAUUCUGUCCAGUUCUGUCAGCUCCUGUUAAAUUGUACUUGUUACCAGGGUCCGGAUUUGUCACGUCGAGGUCCCCUCUAGCACUGGCAGGAUCGUUUGCUUUGAAGUAAUCUAAAUAAAACAGCACACACUUUUACAAUGACAUAGAUUUUUGUAUAUUGUUUACGCAAGUGAACACGCGAAAACGCACAGGUUGUUACAAUUAGACUGCAAACAAGGUGUUACAAAUCUGUUCGUACGGUGUCGACAGGCUGUGUUCGCACUGCUUGUUCCCAGUUGUUGUAACUGAAGUUUGGAACAAGCAACUUGUAACAAGCUUGAUUGCAUUAUUAAACUUAAGAUGAAAAAUUAGUAUUAGAAACGCCCCCAUGAAACUCCCCUAGCAAGUUUAGCCGCUUCACCGCAAACUUACUUCAUAUCCAUAUCGACCCCCCCCCAUCCACGCAAUCGCAUAAUCGUUGCGCGUUCUCUGAAGCAGUGCGAACACAACUUGUUGACGGCUUGUUGGCAGACUUGUUACAAGAUGUGACAUUUUUGCGUGUGAACCACGCGUGCGUGUCCAUAAUUUCCCACGGUCCACAGUCUCUAUCAGGUACGUAUUUUAUACGACAUUCUAAACUCACAAGAUAAAAUGUAAAAAAAAGUUUCUUGCCAUACUUUUUUUCUGCUGUCUGUUGUUUUAUGUAAAUACAAGCUGAACACAAUGUUUUUUUAAGUUGGGUCUAGAUAUUUUAGGGAAAGGCCGUCUCGCAUGGGUUCUUUUGUUGUGAAUUUUGUAAAUUUGGAAUCUGCAAAGUGUAGAGGCUAGAGACAGAGUGUAGAGUAUACAGUCAGGGGUCUCAAAAAAGCGACCCUUUGGAAAUUCACCUUAUUGUUAUAUUAUUUGAAUGCCUGAGUCUUACACUGAACACAAUUGAAUCGAGUUUAUGCAUGGGAGUUAUUUAAAAGUUUUUAGUAUCGUUCAACAUAUGAAUAUAAUGCUUGUGUGAUGUUACUCUGAGUGUAUAUCCACACCGGGCAGGCUUGAAAAAUAUGCCUGGCCACGGUGGGAUUCGAACCUACGACCUUUAGAAUACUAGCCCAAUGCUCUGCGAACUGAGCUACGCGGUCAGGUCGGUUCGAGUAUGCGAUAUUUCGGAACUGAGUCUAGUUAGUUCGAUAUCAAUGUAAUCUAAUUAUAUGGAACACGCUUCCCGGCUUCAUAAGAAAUACCACCACAUCUCUAACUACAUUUAAAUGUAAUCUAAUGAAAUACUACGUAGAAUUAACCCAACAAAUUUAUGACCCUGAAGAUCCAAGAACAUUUAAGUCUGUGUGUAUUAAAUGUCACACCACUCGCCCACUAAUGAACUUAUCAACUCGAACAUGUUGCUAAAUUUAGUUUUUGUUCGUUUGUUCGUCAAUCCGUUUGCUUUGUCUUCUUGUAUUUGUGUUUAAUUGUUAUGUUUGCUUUAACUUCAAAAUAAUUAGAUAUACCAUUAGUUGUUCUUUUUUGGAACCCCGUUAUUGGAGAACUAUCUCUGUGUGGAAAUUCCAGUCAUUUGUAACCAUAGUACUCUAUUACACUAAUAUCGAAGGAUCUAGACUCAGUUCCGAAAUAUUGCAUACUCGUACCGACCUGACCGCGUAGCUCAGUUGGCAUGCAGAGCCGGCAUUGGGCUGGUAUCCCAAAGAUCGUAGGUUCGAAUCCCACCGUGGCCAGGCAUAUUUUUCAAGCCUGCCCGGUGUAGAUAUACACUCAGAGUAACAUCACACAAGCAUCUAAUUAUUCACCUGAGUACAUUACACCAACACAGCAAAUAUCAUGAUUAUAUUAGAUUACACUGAUAUCGAAGGAACUAAACUCAGUUCCGAAAUAUCGCAUACUCGAACCGACCUGACCGCGUAGCUCAGUUGGCAGAGCAUUGGGCUGGCCGGUAUUCUAAAGGUGGCUACAUUACACCAACACAACAAAUAUGAAUAUGAUUAUGUGCUGAUUAAUUUAACGGAGCGCGUAAAACAAUAAAAACUCUUAAUACUCUGUAGUCAGUCGAACCAUUUUUAAUCGAACAGAGUCACUGACGAGACUAAUUUCUAAGUCGUUUUAACUUUCCAUCGGAAUUUUCAUGUACAACUUUCGUUACGAAACGAAAAGAAACAAUUAAAGGGCUUCAUUGCCAAAGAAUAAAACGGGUUUUUCCAGUACCAUUUUCUAGUCCUAUGAUGUACUACAUACCGGUCGAUCCGCUUUGCCGUUUAGCCUGAUGAGCAUCUGGAGAAGUUUGAAAUUUCUUUUUGGCCUUCACGAAACUGCGAACCUUGUUCUUGGCGUGUUUGGAAGCGCGUUUCCCGUCGAUCCUUGAAAAAUACACAAAUAUGAAAUAAACAAAAUAUAGGUAUGAGACAAAAAGCACGCGUUCAGAACGCCUCGACUUACCAAAAGUUGGCAACAAAAAUAGACAUUAAAAUCAGAGUGAUUACUGCUUGCUUCGACAUCUUCAACGUCUCUUGGUAUCCUUUGACGAAAUGACAACCCGGAAUACUUCAUGUACCUUAUGGGUAGCUGACAACGUUUUCAUGAGGUCAUCCGCAACAAACCUCAAAUAUAAAAAGCAGGUUGACAAGCAUAAAAAAAGUUUGGAAUUUACCACAAACAAGACGCCAAGCCUCGCCAAAUUUUGGUAUAUAGUUAUCCUUAACUUGCGCACAAAAUAUGGAACAAAUUAUGAACUAAAAUUGAGCAAGUGAUUUGAACACAACUGAGAGUCCCUGGCUUUAAUUCACGGCUCGGUUAAUCCUCUGAAAAAUACCAGAUUUCAUAAAAGAAGCCACCAGGCUACAAGCAACAGCUAAUGAACUAAAAUUGAGCUCUCGCAUGCGGGCAAGUGAUUUAAACACAAGAGAGUCCCUCGCUUUAAGUUCACGCCUCGGUUAAUACUGUGAAAGAUACCAAAUUUCAUAAAAGAAGCCACAGGCUACAAACAACAGCUAGAGUGUCAAAUGCAAUAUCAGGGUUUUGGGGGAAUCUAUAACUAAUUGUAGUUAGGACUUAGGUAGGCCGUACUUUUAAAAACGCGAGCAGGAAUGCUUUAUCAGAUAUAAUGUUUGAAAAAGCAAGAACUGUGAGUGUUUUAAAUGGCAUAAAAAAACCACCACUUUUUAAGUACAUUUUAAAAAUCACCCGAGAAAGUCAAAGCUAAAGUUUAUGUUGAUGUAAGUUAUCACAUGUAAAACCAAAGACGCGUUAGUGAUUUCCUGUGUCUUUUCCUGAUGAAUUAUUAAUGAGUUUUUAAAAAUAGAGUGUAUAGUUGCUUUAUUUUAUUAUACUGGCCGCUUUUUAUUGCAUUUCUAUUACUGUUUUGUUGAGCUCGAACCACAACUACUCCACAAGUCCAUGCAUGACAUAUUAUACAGCUCAGUGUUACGUUCUCCAGUAAUACAUAUAGCCCAGUGUUUCAACCCGAUUGCUUUCCGAACACAUUCCGACAAAUUUUGCGCAUGCGUAUAAUUUUCCCGCCGAAACUUCAAAUUUCUCUUUUCAAAGUUUUUGAAAGUUUUUGAAGCCCCGGAAUUUCCCCUGUUUAAAUUCGUCUAGAAACAAGAAAGAAAAGGCUUUUUGUUGUCUAUUUGUGGAUUAUUUUGUCUAAAACAGCAGCAGAAAUAUUUCAGGUAUGCUUGUUUGUCUUUUUAUCUCAAAUUUUCGCCUUUUUCUAAGCAAUAUAUUUUCCCGCUAGAUUCGCGUUUGUUGACAUUUGUGUUGUAUGUAUUUUUUUGCAAAGUUUUGUACCUAAAACCGAUAUUUCCAUCUGUUUUUAGCAUGCCAAAACGCAGAGACGAUGACCUUUGUGAAUAUGAACUGAAAAGGAUAGCAAAUAUCAACAGAAAUCUUGAUUUUCUCGAGAAAUUGGAUAUGUUGAAUUAUAGGUCUAGAUUCUAAGUAUACCGACAGGAAUACUGUUCUAGUUUUUAAAAUUUUACUUAGUUGUAAAAAUUAGGAUAAAUGACUCGUUUUUUUCUCUAUAUUUCCUAUUUUCUGCACCUCAGACAAGACGUUUUAUAAUAUAAAUUAUUUUAUACUCGCAAGUCCGAGCGAUACAAUUCAAAAUGAUUUUCUUUAUUAAAUUUGUUUGUUUGUUUGUUUGUUUGUUUGUUUGUUUGUUUGUUUGUUUGUUUGUUUGUUUGUUUGUUUGUUUGUUUGUUUGUUUGUUUGUUUGUUUGUUUGUUUGUUUGUUUGUUUGUUUGUUUGCUUUAAUUUGUUUGUUUAUUAUAAACAGAAAAAGUGCUUCAGAUUUUUUUAUAUUUACAUAGCAAACCCGCAUGUAUAAUAUGCAUGCAUUUAUAUAGCCUAUAAAAUGCAUAGAGAUUUUUGUCUAAAAGUAAAAAUACAUGCCAUGGCAAAUAGAAACGAGGAUCUGUUAAUAAGACUCUUUUAAAACAUUAAAAACGUUUUAAUACAGCCGGUAUGCAAGUCAUGGACUAUGACAUGAAAACGAGGGCUGUCUGAAACUCACGAGCUUUGGACGUCGUUUUGGUGUUUCGUAAAGACUUGGUGUUGGCUGAAUCUCUUUCUUGUUUAAAAUCUGCCUAUUCAUUUCGAAAGCCAUGUAUUUUAUUUAAUUUUGACAUGCAGUUUGACUCGGGAUAUACCGUAAAACCUCCGACUAUAAGCCCUGGGCUUAUAUUAAUAUUUCGUAAGCGAUUUUUGAUGGGCUUAUACAAGGAGGGGCUUAUAUACGGGGGGGGGGGCUUAUACAUGGACGAUUUUUUGUGUUAGUGUAAUUGUAAUAGUGAUAAAUAGUGGUAAUAGUGAUAAACAAGUGGGCUUAUAUUCGGGUGGGGGGGCUUAUAUUUGGAAUGAGGUAAGCGCGUUAGUACAUGUGGUGGACUUAUACACGGGGAGGGGUUAUAUUCGGGGAGGGGCUUAUAUUCGGAGGUUUACGGUACGAACUAUGAAGUCUACUAGAAAAUACAUGCAUGCAGAAACCCUCGCCUUGCUGACAAAACCGUUGUAUUUUCCGAACAUGAAGUAUCUAAAGUAGUUGUUAUGGUAACACGAUAAUUUUUUAAGAAUAUUCCAGGAAUAUUCUUACAAAUGAAAAUCGCCUAAAAAUAUCACUUUUAAUUACAAAAUUAUCAAUUUCUCAACAUAUAUAUGUUAGGUAUGUAAUUAUACGUAAUACAAGCUUCAAUUUAAGGUAAAAUUCAACAACAAACAAUUCACAAAACGUUUUAAAGUGUUCUUUAUAAAACUAAACUGCCUUUAACUAUUAAAUGGCUUUAUCGAUAAAUUUGAGUUUGCAAUAAAAUGAUUUCAAAUUCUCGCUUGCAAAUAACUUUGCUUUAUUUUUUAUUUAAAAAUUCAAUAUAAUAAAAAAGGGAAUCAAUAUUAAAGAUACACUGAAAUUAUAUGCUGUCUUGUUUUAAUAGUUGUUUGAUAUACGCAAAAGCCGUCGGGUUUUAAAGCCAUUAUAAAAUCAAUAUUUAAAACAAACUUACCUUCGUUAACGUCGGCUCCCUUCUUUUAGCUGAUUCUUUCGCCCUUUCAUUCUUGAAAUUUACAAAAUCUUGCAGAAAUACGAGCAAAAAUGAAGAAUAUUUGCAAGAAAUUUAUCAAUCAUCAACUCAUCAAAUAAAGAAAUGUUUGCUAUUUCGCUGUCGUCAUGCAGUCGUUAUAAUGCAAACUUUAAAUUGGACCAAUCAGUGUCCGUUAUUCAUGACAGUCCGCCAUAUUUUUGAGAUCAGUGAGGAUGACCACCCAUCGUUGGUGACCGACGCCCGCGCUCAUUGAUGAACUUUAGACUUCCCUAAUGCUUUCGUUUCCCCGAGUGUAAAUAGCCGGGGGGAAUUAGUACCCUCGCACGGCGCUUCGCGCCGCCGGCUCGGGGAUUAAUAAUUCGCAAAGUUCUAAUUUCCCUUUGCCGUUGUUUUGGUGUACAAUAAUUAUCAUAGAUAAUCAAUAAUUAUCAUAGAUAAUCAAUAAUUAUCAUAGAUUAUCAAUAACUAUCAUAGAUAAUCAAUAAUUAUCAUAGAUAAUUAAUAAUUAUCAUAGAUAAUAAUUGAUUAUCAUAGAUAUAAAUAAUUACAUUGAUAAUCAAUAAUUAUCAUAGAUAAUCAAUAAUUGUUAUAGAUCAUCAAUAAUUAUCAUAGCUAAUUCUCAAUAAUAAAAUGACACUGCCUGCUGGUUGGGCUGUGCUCGUGUGUACGUUUUAAGCAAAAGAAGGCUCGCUUACUUAAUUUCUAGGAAUUGAAGUUGACAGAUCAGCGUACUUUCCUAAGCAACCACGUAAAAGAAGCACCAAAGUUGAGAGUGACAGCAGCAGUGAUGAAGAAUGGCUGCCAGGGAAAGAUGAAAAUAAUCGCAAGAAAUUUAAACCAUACAAACCAGGUAAAUUAACUUGCUUUCUUUUCUCUAAAUAAUAGUCUAUCCUAUCAGUGCGCAGCGCUAUAUAUUUCCUAAAGAAUAUAUGUAAUAUACCUCUUCAGUUUUCAAGCCAAUGAAGACGGGACAUACAAUCACAAAGAAAUCUUCCAGCAAUACAGAAUCGUAUCAGGUAGAUUUUGCUAGCUUUAAUUUACAUACAGUAUAUAGAUAAUUUCAAGCAAAAUUAGAAAUUGAUCAGCUCUCAAGCCUUAACAGUUCCCAUCAACUGAAACCAAUUUCCGAUGAACCCUUGACUUGAAAUCGCUUGAAAUGCGUUCAUGUGAUCUUGCAGAUGAAAAAGCGCUCAUUCCCAAUUUUCAAAAUGUAACGUUUAUUACACGAGCGUUUUAUAAAGUUUAUUCAUAUAUUAUAGUUAACUGAACGAAUUUAAUUAGUUAGGUGAUCAGGUUUACCUUAAAACUAAUAUUUAGUGUGGUUGGUCUGUACACUUCAGUUGUCAAUAGUUGUCGCAAAUGGUUUCAUUUUGUAGAAUACAAAUAUUAGUUGUUUUAAACGUGUCUCACUACUCACUACGUACCCUUAACCCGUUAUAUGGAUUGACUAAUUUUAUAACUGCCGGUAUAUAAAAUAUAACAUAAUAAAAAUUUCUAGGCCCAAACUAUUACCAGCCAAUCUCAGCCUAGUACCAGCACAGCUGCCACACCAGGUGAUGAAGAUUUUGAAUUCCUUGGAAGACUUGCUACUGAUGAGAUAAUCUUUAAUAAACCGGAAAACGUAGAGCCCGAGCCCAAGAGACGAUCCAUCAAGUUUAAGUGUAAAAGUGUAAAGAAACCAAGCAGGCGAUCUACAAGACAUACUGUACGUAAAAACUACACAGAAGACGAAGUCCCUGAUGAUGAUCACUAUAUUUGUAAGUUCGAAAAUUAUUUUUGAUUAUACAAACAACUAAAAACCCCGUUUGAUCCAUAAAUAUCUUAUAUAUCUAUGGUUUAAUCUUGUAUAGUGAUAAGUGAUAUUUUAGGAAUUUUCUUUUCAUCUUUUUCGAUCAACGGCAGUUUCUUUUGCUACAUAUUUCAUAUUUGAUGUGUACCUUAAUUAUCUAUACAUUAUCUAUAUUGUACUUAGAGAACUGGAACACGGAAUUUUGGCGAAAUCCAUUUUAAAAUCACUCUAAUAAAUUCUCUAAUAUUUGUAUACCCGCCCUCAAUUUUAUUCAAUAGACUGCGAUCAGUGUGACGACUUUUACUAUGGAGAAUGUCCUACACAUAACUUCAACAUCAUUGAAGACAAUGACACGGGAGCAGGAAAGAAGACGCCUGGUGCAAUGAAGUCACUUCCAGAAAACUUAUAUGUUAAACCUUCAACGAUUCCUGAAGCUGGUAUGGGAGUUUUAGCGAAGGAGAAGCUGGAAGUAAAUACUCGUUUUGGACCAUACCGGGGGGACAAAAUCCUGAAGGAAGAUUUGGAAGAAGGAAGAAAUACAUCGUAUAUGUGGGAGGUAUAGCGUCAUCACUAUCACUGAAAUUAAAUGUACUACGAGAGAAUUUUACCAACCAUUGUAAUGUUCUAUUAGAAAUUUUAUAUAUAGUGAUGUGUUCUUAUUUAUACUGUAUGCAUAACCUGAUUUUCAGAUUGUACAAGAAGGAAAGAUUCAAUGUUAUAUCGAUGGUAAAGACCCUUCUCACAGCAACUGGAUGCGGUUUGUUAACUGUGCACGAUGUGAGGACGAGCAAAACAUAAUUGCGUAUCAAUAUCACGGAGAGAUUUUCUAUCGAGUGUAUAAAGAAAUUGACGCGGAUUCUGAACUCUUGGUUUGGUAUGGAGAUGAAUAUGCAGAACAACUUGGUAUACCGCUAUUUGAAGAGGAAGAAAAGCAAAAGGAAAAACGUUUUGAAGGUAUGAACAUGUCUUCUUAGGCAGAUUGUUGUAUAAAGAUAAAUGACUUAAGCUGGAGUUCACUGGAUUAGUAGGGAGUCACAGCUAGGGUUCGUACAAAACUUGAAUUUGAAAACAAAUAUUCAAGCUGAAGGCCUCGAAUAUCCUUGAAUUUGUAAAUAAGUACUUGAAAGAUCUUAAAAUCUUCUUGCUUUAGUUUAUGGACUUUUUCUAAGAUUGUUUGUCAUUCAAAACGAAUAUUUUAUAAUUGGGGGUUGGGUAUAUUCAUAUAUUCGUGUUCAGCCCGACGGAUAAUUUCUUUUGAAAGCUAUUGUUUUUACGCUACAUGAACAUGAAUAUAUGAAUAUACACCCCUGCCCCAAUUAUCCCGUCUAGCUACAGCCCUGACUAUAGUAAUGGUACGUUAUCUGUUGCAGUGUUAUCUGGCCGUUGCUCCGUGAUGAUAACAUGUAAUAAUCUAAUGCCGAUUACACGUGUGUGGUUGCUUUAUUCAUGAUAAAUGUGCUUAACAAUAGGCAAUUCAAUGCAGUUUUCAGUUCAUGCGUGUAGAGAAGGGUGGGAAGUAAGGUAUCAUAUCGCUCGUUACGCUGAAAAAACAAAAGUGGUGGUCCUGUAAACACGGAGUGGUAGCUUAUACUGUACUUGUAAAUAUUGAUAUAUAUAUAUCGGUUGUUUCGGCAGUUUUUAUUGAAAAUUUUCAGCAUAAUCAGCAAUAUAAUUACCUUACUUCCUGUCACUCCCUGCGCGCAUAAAUGAAAAGCUUGAAUUGCCUAUUAAGGCAUAUAAGUACUGGUGAGAGACACCCAUCUCUACUCACUUCAGUGUUCAAGCACAGGGAAAUUAUAUCAUAUUCAACCUAGGUAAACCAUCGACCUAUAGUAGGCAUAACUCAACGGGCGGUAAAUCAGGGUUCGUACGCCCCCUGGAAAACCCUGGAUUUUUAUUUUAGUCCUGGAAAACCCUUGAAAACCCUGGAAAACUGAGAAACUGAGCUGGGUACAGGAUCAUACCUAAACUAUUUAAGACUAUCUUAAAAAGAAAGAUUGAACAAAAGGUUCUUGCAUUAUAUAUAGUCAAACUAUGAAUAUAUUUCGUUCAAACUGGUACAAACCCAAAAGUAUCUGUGCAAGAUGAAGUACUAGCCGUCGCGAACGUUUCUUACCCGUUAAACACUUAUAGAUUUAUAUUUCAAAUGCCCCUGGAAAACCCCUGGAAAAAGGAUGAAAAAAGUCCUGGAAAACCCCCAAAUUAUGAAGAUGUACGAACCCUGGUAAAUGGUUUUGUGCCCAGCAAACCGCGUCUGCAUGCCACCCACGCUAGUCAGCCAAGUUUAAUUUCAUAUAUGUUACUUUUUUUCAGAGGGUUGUCAUACCUGUAAACAUUGUGGAAGAAUGUAUACUUAUCUCAAUUACCUGCAAGCUCAUUUAAAGAGAUGUCCAAUGUUGGUAUGCACCAAACUAUGGGAAUGCCCUCACUGCAGUAGAAAGUACAGUAGCGAAGAUUACCUUAACGUUCAUAUUAAAAAUGACUGUAAGAAAAAUCCACACUUAAAUAUUCUUAAAGAAAAACAUUGUAGUGUAAGUGGCAUUAGGAAGAAACCCUUUUCUAAUCAAAAACAGAUUUAUGGUGGGAGAAUAAAACCUGGCAGUGUAUCAAAGAUAAAAUCAGAAACAAUUGAUCAAAAUAGAUCUGAUGUAUGUGAGCUGGAACGUGAUAGGAUAGGUGAUAUACCAGUUGAUAGUUAUGAAAGUGGUCAUAAAAGUGGAAAACAUCCACAUCAAUGUCAACAUUGUGGUAAGACAUUUACACAGCAAGGUAACUUGAAGACACACGAAAGAACACACAGUGGGGAAAGACCUUAUCAAUGUCAACAUUGUGGUAAGACAUUUACACGGCAAGGUAACUUGAAGAGACACGAAAGAACACACAGUGGAGAAAGACCUUAUCAAUGUCAACAAUGUGGUAAGACAUUUACACAGCAAGGUAGCUUGAAGAACCACGAAAGAACACACAGUGGGGAAAGACCUUAUCAAUGUCAACAUUGUGAUAAGACAUUUACAGAGCAAGGUCACUUGAAGACACACGAAAGAACACACAGUGGGGAAAGACCUUAUCAAUGUCAACAUUGUGGUAAGACAUUUACACUGCAAGGUAGCUUGAAGACACACGAAAGAACACACAGUGGAGAAAGACCUUAUCAAUGUCAACAUUGUAGUAAGACAUUUACACAGCAACAGCACUUGAAGACACACGAAAGAAGACACACUGGGGAAAGACCUUAUCAAUGUCAACAUUGUGGUAAGACAUUCACCUAUCAAAAUGUCUUGAAGAACCACGAAAGAACACACAGUGGGGAAAGACCUUAUCAAUGUCAACAUUGUGGUAAGACAUUCACCUAUCAAAAUGUCUUGAAGAACCACGAAAGAACACACAGUGGGGAAAGACCUUAUCAAUGUCAACAUUGUGGUAAGACAUUCACCUAUCAAAAUGUCUUGAAGAACCACGAAAGAACACACAGUGGGGAAAGACCUUAUCAAUGUCAACAUUGUGGUAAGACAUUCACCUAUCAAAAUGUCUUGAAGAACCACGAAAGAACACACAGUGGGGAAAGACCUUAUCAAUGUCAACAUUGUGGUAAGACAUUCACCUAUCAAAAUGUCUUGAAGAACCACGAAAGAACACACAGUGGGGAAAGACCUUAUCAAUGUCAACAUUGUGGUAAGACAUUCACCUAUCAAAAUGUCUUGAAGAACCACGAAAGAACACACAGUGGGGAAAGACCUUAUCAAUGUCAACAUUGUGGUAAGACAUUCACCUAUCAAAAUGUCUUGAAGAACCACGAAAGAACACACAGUGGGGAAAGACCUUAUCAAUGUCAACAUUGUGGUAAGACAUUCACCUAUCAAAAUGUCUUGAAGAACCACGAAAGAACACACAGUGGGGAAAGACCUUAUCAAUGUCAACAUUGUG
Paramuricea clavata is the source of this 12437-nucleotide messenger RNA. NCBI's taxonomy places the organism in Eukaryota, Metazoa, Cnidaria, Anthozoa, Malacalcyonacea, Plexauridae. The record is from the annotation of a GenBank genome assembly.